AAAUAGAAAUAGGCUUAGUUCUCCCUCUGCUCUUCGAGAAGGCCUAGAAAAUUGAUAUGACCGAUCACGGCUUGCUUUCAAAUCUUUCUCGUUAACGGGGCGGCGAGGGAACACUCCGUGGGUCAAAACGUUCAUUCAUCCACUCAGCGUACCCACAUGACAGUAGCGGAAUGAGGAUCAUGCUUGAUAAUCCAUUUCACAGCCAUGGAACGCCUUAAAGUAUACCCGCCGAUUCCUCAGAUUAGGUCAAAAUGACCACUCCUCUCACUCUCUACGAUAUCCCUUCGACUCUUCCCGGCAAUGCUUGGUCGCCUAGCAUCUGGAGAGCCAGAUACGUGCUCAACUAUAAAGGCAUCCCGUACCGCACUGAAUGGGUUGAGUUCCCCCACAUCGAAGCCCUGUACAAAAAACUCGGCGCCCACGCCAGUGCUACCAAAGCUGACGGCGUAACACCCCAUUACACUCUCCCCCUUCUGCACGAUCCCUCCACUGGUGCUUUCGUCUCCGAAUCAGCGGCCAUCGCCCGGUACCUGGACAAAACCUACCCCGAAACACCCGUUGUCAUCCCUGCAGGCACCAACGCGUUCCACUACGCCUUUAACGAUGCGAUACGCUCCCACUUCCGAGGUGGCGCUCUCCAGAAGUUCACCCUUCAGACCAACUUCAUCUUGAACCCCGUGAGCGAGGAGUACUUCAGGAGGACGAGGGAGGCCGAAGUGUUUGGAGGGAAGAAAUUGGAAGAUGCGAUCCCGAAGGGUGAGGAUAGGAAGAGCGAGUGGGCGAAGUUGAAGGCGGAUUUCGGGAAGAUUGAUGCGUGGUAUGGGAAGGAGGAUAAGUACGUGAUGGGAGAUACUCUUUCGUACGCGGAUUUCAUGGUUGCCGCGGGGGUCUUAUACGUCCGCAUCGUAUACAGCGCGGAUAGCGAGGAGUGGAAGGAUAUCUCGACGUGGCAUGGAGGCAGGUGGGGUGUUUUGGUGAAGAAUUUUGAGAAGUAUGAGACUAUCGUGUAACCAGGCCGAUAGGAAGAAGUACAUAAACCCACAAGUAAUUACUAAAAUGGUAGUAAGAAGAAUGUCGAGAUCCUGUAAUUGUUCGUAGAUUAUCAUCUUCAAGCUUGCUCAAUCCAAAUGAAC
Messenger RNA from Desarmillaria tabescens, 1133 nucleotides. RefSeq lists its product as uncharacterized. Bases 252 to 1010 code for a protein of 252 amino acids. Gene Ontology annotation, molecular function: glutathione transferase activity; maleylacetoacetate isomerase activity. NCBI's taxonomy places the organism in Eukaryota, Fungi, Basidiomycota, Agaricomycetes, Agaricales, Physalacriaceae. Gene Ontology annotation, biological process: glutathione metabolic process; L-phenylalanine catabolic process. The transcript is spliced from 3 exons. The record is from RefSeq and is a predicted model, not a curated record.